UAGGCAUCACUUUCUCCCCUCCAUUUCUUUCCUCCAAUAAAAAAAAAAAUACAUUUCCAUUUUCAAUGACCAAACAAAAUUUUCUGGUUUCCGCAAAAUUCCAUCUUGGGAAACAAUCUUAAGAAAUUGUUCAUGUGCAAGCAACAAUCUUAUGAAAUUCAGAAGAUUUGUUGAAGAUUAGAAAUGAUUAGAAGGAAGGUCGCCGCUAAAUGCAGAUUCUUGUUUGUUUGGAUACUCGUCCUGAGCUUUCCGCGGCAGAUUGUUGGCCAAGGCGACGAUGAUGACGACCACCGUCCGUCUGGAUCAGUUCAUGAUCUUAAAAACAAUCCGGCCGGAGUUCAGACGGUAAAUAACAUGGUUUACUCUCGCUUCUCUAAUCUCACCUCUGUCUUAAAGGAUGACAUUUCCAAGCAUUUUGGUUUCUGCAUCACCGACGUGGAUGCUGAUUGGAAUGAGGCAUUUAAUUUCUCAAAAGAUACAAGUUUCUUGUCCAAUUGUGCCAGAAAAACCCAAGGAGAUAUGAUGCAGCGGUUGUGCACAGCAGCUGAGAUAAAAUUAUACUUUGAGAGCUUCUCUAAGCAGGAUGAUCGAUUACAGGGGACUGUUUUUUUGAAGCCUAACGAGAAUUGUAAUUUAAGCUCGUGGGUUUCUGGGUGUGAGCCAGGAUGGGCAUGUAGUGCUGGUUUAACUUUCCUGCUCAUCAUUAUAUACAACUGCUCUGACCAAGUUCUUGCAACCCGAGAGAAAAGACAAGCAAAAUCCAGAGAGAGGGCUGUUCAAAGUGUAAGAGAAACACAAGCACGUGAAAAAUGGAAAUCUGCAAAAGACGUUGCUAGGAAGCAUGCAGUUGGGCUGCAAGCAUCUUUAUCACGUACAUUCUCAAAGGUAAAAUCUCAAAGGCAACAAGACCCGCUGAGGGGUCUAGGUCAAGCUAAACCUGGAACAGAUGGUGCCUUUCCACCCAUGGCUUCAGAAUCAUCCCAGCAAACAAAGAAGGGAAAGAAAAAGGAGAACGGAAACCUCACAAAGAUGUUACACGACAUAGAGGAUGACCCUGAUAGUCAUGAAGGCUUCAAUAUAGAAAUUGGAGGUAAAAAUUCUAAGAAAAAUGCUCCAAAGGGUAAGAAUUUACAUACUCAGAGCCAGAUGUUCAGAUAUGCGUAUGGCCAAAUAGAGAAGGAGAAAGCUCUCCAGGAGCAGAACAAGAACUUCACCUUCUCCGGCGUAAUUUCAAUGGCUAGUGAUAUUGAAAUUAGGAAGAGGCUAACAAUUGAGGUUGCUUUUAAAGAUUUAACCAUCACUUUGAAAGGGAAAAACAAACAUCUGAUGAGAUCUGUGACUGGGAAAUUAUUUCCUGGUCGAGUUUCUGCUGUUAUGGGUCCAUCUGGGGCUGGAAAAACGACAUUUCUUUCUGCUUUGACUGGAAAAGCAGCAGGUUGCACCAUGAGUGGAAUGGUUCUUAUAAAUGGAAAGAAUGAGCCAAUCCAAGCAUAUAAGAAAGUAAUUGGUUUUGUUCCCCAAGACGAUAUUGUGCAUGGAAACUUGACAGUGGAGGAGAAUCUCUGGUUCAGUGCAAAAUGCCGGUUGGCAGCUGAUUUGCCAAAAGCUGAAAAGGUUCUAGUAGUAGAAAGAGUUGUUGAGUCUUUGGGGCUGCAGCAAGUGAGGGAUUCUCUCGUUGGGACAGUGGAGAAGCGGGGAAUAUCUGGGGGUCAGAGGAAACGAGUAAAUGUUGGGCUGGAAAUGGUAAUGGAACCUUCACUUUUGAUAUUGGAUGAACCAACAUCUGGUUUGGACAGUUCAUCUUCCCAGUUACUACUAAGAGCUCUUCGACGUGAAGCUGUUGAAGGGGUAAACAUUUGCAUGGUCAUUCACCAGCCAAGCUACACCUUGUUCAGGAUGUUUGAUGAUUUGAUACUGCUUGCAAAGGGUGGUCUUACAGUAUAUCAUGGACCAGUGAAGAAAGUUGAGGAGUACUUUGCUAGCAUUGGAAUUACUGUCCCUGAUCGUAUUAAUCCCCCAGAUUACUACAUUGACAUUUUGGAGGGCUUGGUAAAACUACCUACAAGUUCAGGGAUUACUCAUCAACAACUUCCAGUUCGAUGGAUGCUUCAUAAUGGAUACCCUGUUCCUUUGGAUAUGCUACAUAGUGUGGAAGGAGUGGCCUCAUCCUCAUCUGCUGAAAUUUCAGCUCAUGAUGGAACGGCUCCUGAUGCUGAAUCUCAGGAACAGUCUUUUGCUGGCGACUUUUGGCAGGAGAUGAAGUGUAGUGUUCAGACAAAGAAGGACAACAUACAGUUAAAUUUCCUCAAGUCAGGUGACUUAUCACAAAGGAAAACCCCUGGCGUGUUAAAGCAGUACAGAUACUAUCUUGGGAGGGUUGGUAAGCAGCGGCUACGGGAAGCUCGAGCACAAGCUAUGGAUUAUCUGAUUUUAUUACUUGCUGGAAUUUGCUUAGGAACGCUUGCUAAAGUGAGCGACGAAACAUUUGGUGCAACGGGUUAUACAUACACUGUCAUUGCCGUUUCUCUCCUAUCCAAGAUUGCAGCUUUGAGAUCCUUUUCUCUGGAUAAGCUACACUACUGGAGAGAACGCUCUUCUGGUAUGAGCAGUCUGGCCAACUUCCUCGCAAAGGAUACAAUUGACCACUUGAACACAAUCAUCAAGCCACUGGUCUAUCUUUCAAUGUUCUACUUCUUCAACAACCCAAGAUCAUCAAUAAUCGAUAAUUAUUGGGUUUUGCUCUGUCUAGUCUACUGUGUAACGGGUAUAGCAUACAUCUUAGCCCUUGUUUUUGAACCUGGUCCUGCUCAAUUGUGGUCAGUGAUUCUACCAGUUGUUUUGACUCUGCUAGCAACUUCUGAUGAUACUAGCAUGUUUGUCAAAGCCGUAGCUAAUGUGUGCUACCCUAAGUGGGCUUUGGAAGCAUUUGUGAUAUCAAAUGCGAAAAGAUACUCAGGAGUGUGGCUGAUAACAAGGUGUGGUUCUCUCUGGAAAAAUGGGUAUGAUCUCAAGCAUUUUGGUAGUUGUCUAGGCCUCCUUGUACUUACAGGUAUCGGCAGCCGUGCUUUUGCUUUCUUUUACAUUUUAACCUUCAUGAAGAAAUAGACGCUACGCUGCCGUCAAUACUUUAUAUGAUGCUUAUUUCUCCGGUGGUUUCUGUAUCAAAAUGAGAAAGUUCAAUACCCAGAAAUCCUGCUUCAGAGCAGCUUAUUAUAGGAAUGACCAACUCGGGGUAAAAUUCUCGAUCAUUGUAAAGAAGGCAGGAAACAGUUGCACAUCGGAAAAGUUUGAGUAAGAACCUGAUCUACAUAAUUUCUUUUGGUGAUAGAAAAAUACAGCAGUAACUCAGUC
This is a messenger RNA of Rubroshorea leprosula, 3351 nucleotides long. Lineage: Eukaryota; Viridiplantae; Streptophyta; Magnoliopsida; Malvales; Dipterocarpaceae. The record is from the annotation of a GenBank genome assembly.